GUCCUUCUCUGGUCGGCGUGGUGAGGAAGGACUGGGCAUCUGACAACAGUAUCGCCCUCUCCUGGCCGGAGGCAGAACAGCAGCCUAACGUCAUACUGGACUAUGAGAUCAAGUACUACGAUAAGGAACAGGAACAGUCGGGAUACUCAUCGACCCGUACCAAGGCCCUCAGCGUCAUCGUGACCGGUCUCAAGCCCUCCACCGUGUACGUGUUCCACGUGCGCGCUCGCACCGCCGCAGGCUUCACCGCUUACAGCGACACGUUUGACUUCUCCACCGGGGACGAGGACUCAGGCAUGGCAGCUGACCAUAGGCAGGUGCUAGUGGUUGUCACGGCAGCCGUGGGCGGGUUCUCCCUGCUCAUCAUCCUCACCCUCUUCUUCCUCAUCACCGGACGGUGUCAGGGGUUCAUCAAGGCUAAGAUGAAGUCAGAGGAUAAGAGGGCCGACUUUCACAACGUGCUUCCUUUCCCUGGUAUCAAGACGUAUGUGGACCCUGACACAUAUGAAGACCCAACGCAGGCUGUCCACGAGUUCACCAAGGAGAUAGAUCCUUCUAGAAUACGCAUCGAGAGGGUGAUAGGAGCAGGUGAGUUCGGGGAGGUGUGCAGCGGGCGUCUGCGUACGCCGGGUCAGAAGGAGAUCCCGGUGGCCAUUAAGACCCUGAAGGGAGGCUACGUGGAGCGUCAGAGAAGAGACUUCCUCAGAGAGGCCUCCAUCAUGGGCCAGUUUGACAACCCCAACAUCAUACGGCUGGAAGGAGUGGUCACCAAGAGUAAGAUAAUCCUGCUGUGUGGAUCAGCAGAGCAGCGCGGUUUCACAAGCCGGGUUAAGUAAUGACUGUGUGUUUCUGUUUCACCAGGCAGACCUGUGAUGAUCGUGGUGGAAUACAUGAGGAACGGAUCCCUGGACUCUUUUCUGAGGCAGCAUGAUGACCACUUCACAGUGGUCCAGCUGGUGGGGAUGCUGCAUGGCGUAGCGUCAGGGAUGACCUACCUCUCUGACAUGGGCUACGUGCACCGUGACCUGGCCGCUCGCAACGUCCUGGUAGAGGAGGGUCUGGUGUGCAAGGUGUCCGACUUCGGUCUGUCCAGAGUCCUAGAGGACCACACUGAGCCUACAUAUAACACCAUGGGGGGUAAGAUCCCGGUCCGUUGGACAGCUCCCGAGGCCAUCACCUACAGGAAGUUCUCUUCAGCCUCCGACGUCUGGAGCUACGGCAUCGUCAUGUGGGAAGUGAUGUCGUACGGGGAGAGACCUUACUGGGAGAUGUCCAAUCAGGAUGUGAUCCUGUCUAUAGAGGAGGGUUACCGUCUCCCCGUCCCCAUGGACUGUCCUGGGGUUCUACACCAGUUGAUGCUCCACUGCUGGCAGAAGGAGAGAGGGCAGAGACCUCACUUCAACAGCGUGGUCUCCUUCCUGGAUAAACUCAUCAGGAACCCCAGUAGUCUACUGACUCUGGUGGACAACAG
Salvelinus namaycush (lake trout) is the source of this 1471-nucleotide messenger RNA. RefSeq names its product ephrin type-A receptor 6-like. Gene Ontology annotation, molecular function: transmembrane-ephrin receptor activity; ATP binding; protein binding. Gene Ontology annotation, biological process: axon guidance; protein phosphorylation. The annotation marks the transcript as partial. Gene Ontology annotation, cellular component: neuron projection. NCBI's taxonomy places the organism in Eukaryota, Metazoa, Chordata, Actinopteri, Salmoniformes, Salmonidae. The record is from RefSeq and is a predicted model, not a curated record. The transcript is spliced from 9 exons.